Molecule: messenger RNA, 1608 nt
Organism: Porites lobata
Lineage: Eukaryota; Metazoa; Cnidaria; Anthozoa; Scleractinia; Poritidae
Source: the annotation of a GenBank genome assembly
CCAUUCCUACCAGCUUCCGACGAUUUUAGGAUUGUUGAGCCAUUUCCUGCUAACAUCUAUCCUGUUGAGUUCACUUCUACCCAGGUUACCUGUGUAGCCUUUGAUUCAGCUGGAAUAAAAACUCCUGAAAGGAUACAGUUCAUGAGGAAGGACAACUUUGCGCGUUAUACAAACAUAACUGCUAAUGACAACAUAUAUUUCACACACCGAACCGAGGAAGUGGACAAGGGUAAGCCGAAGUCUUAUAAAAAUAAAACCUAAAAGUGUUUCUUUAUAGUAUUGGAGCUAAAGAUCCUAUUUUAUAUUUGAUAUUACGCUGCUAUUACACGAUGAGAAAGCGCGCUUUACAUCAGUGAUCUGAAUUAGCCUUCGUUCUAACGUCACCGUCUUCUGCGAACCAAAGAGCGGCACGUUGUCUGAGCAAUCAUUAGGUUUUACCCAGCAUUCCUUGCCCAUGAAGGCAACACAUAUCAUUGGCUAUUUCCGCGUUCCAUAAACUCUCACGUCCAAAACGAGGCUAAGAAAAAACCUUGUGAAAAAAAAUAAAAUGAGUUUUAUUUGCAUGAGAAUGAAAAAUCAUUUUCAUAUCAAUGGCUUUGCACUUCGUCUCGCUUAACAGAGGCUUCGAGCAACUCAGAAAUGGCGUAUUGCUAUUACACUGUUAGAAAUCUGUCAAGUUUCUUGUAUACCUUAUUCUGAAAAAGGACAAUGACAAACAUGCAAGGAAGCUAUCUAUUGGACGGUGUGAAAUUAACUAUGUAACCUGCUAACUUUCCUAACAUUUCUACAGUGUCUUCUACAGAUGGAAAGAAGUUAAAGAAGCUCUUUGUCACGAUGCACAUACGGAAUGUAACGCUAGAACACGAUAGUACGUUUGGUCUAUUGGGAAGGUACGAAUGUCACGCUUUUGCGGUUGGAUCAGCCUUGGAGCGCAGGCAUGGUUUCAGUGUGAACGUCAUAGGAAGUAAGUUUAACUGGCUUAAAUCUGUAAAAAUUCGAGUAACGCAAAACCUCGCGAAACAAAAGAAAUAAGGGGAAAAAAGCCAAGAAAAAUCAAAUAUGAAAAAACAAAACUGCUCAGCUGUGAAUCAGUGUCGAACACUGCACCAAUCCAGCAGACACACAAAAUGAAAGGAAAAAUAUUAUAAAAGGAAAGCAUUUUCCGUAGACAUGCUGCCGGUAAACACCGUUUUAAAGCUAGUCGAGCCGUCUUAGAUAUAAAUUCAUAGAUAUAUUUGAGGAAAAUAAGCAGGUUUUUCACCUUUGGGGCAUUUCUCAUUGUAUUUUACUUACUUACUUACUUACUUAUGCUUCAUUUUAGGAAGCGAAAUUCCUGUUGUAUCUGUGACUAAAGUCAACAUGCUGCAACACGGUGACAGUAUCACCAUCUUUUGCAAUAUCACUGAGGCCUCGGGGUGGUCUAUGCUGAAAAAGAUUUCAUGGUUAAAAAAUGGUGUUGUACAGCAAAGUUUGAGAAACCCGAACCCAGACAAACCUGUAGACACACUGGCGCCACUAGUUAUAAAAAAUGCCGCGGCCAGAGAUGGAGGAAAUUACAGUUGUGAGCUUGAGCUUCGGCUUCGCAAUAUUAAACCAUACAAUGUAUGA